UAGUACACAAUUCUAAAACCAAAAGAAAAGAAAAUGAAGUUGCUUUCCCAUUUUGCAAUUUUUUCUCCCAAGCCUUCUUCUUUUUCUCCGCUCUCAGCUCCAUUCUUCUCCGCUCUCAGCUUCCGCCUCCGCCGUUCUACCGGAUUCCCGGUUACUUCUCCUCCUCCUCCAUAUAUCUCCGUAUCGCCCUCACUUUCCUGCCACGUCAGCUCCCGAACAGGUGGUGGUGCUGGUGUUGUUUCCAUGGACUCCCCCUCACCGGACCUUGCCGUGUCCGUCGACUCCGUGGCCCGCGAUUUGAAGAACCAGAGCCUCGGGAGCGAUGCUGGGGAUUAUAGCAAGAGGCUCGGGUUGAAGCUUGAGGAUCUCAAUUGGGACCACUCCUUUGUCAGAGAGUUGCCCGGUGAUCCUAGAACCGAUACCAUCCCACGAGAGGUAUUGCAUGCUUGUUAUACCAAAGUGUUGCCGUCGGCAGAAGCGGAGAAUCCUCAGCUCGUUGCGUGGUCAGAGUCAGUUGCAGAGUUGCUUGAUUUGGACCCUCAAGAAUUUGAAAGGCCUGAUUUUUCCCUUUUAUUCUCUGGGGCAUCAACAUUGGUGGGAGCGUUGCCCUAUGCUCAGUGCUAUGGAGGACAUCAAUUUGGCAUGUGGGCUGGACAGUUGGGUGAUGGUCGGGCAAUAACACUAGGAGAGAUAAUAAAUUCUAAGUCUGAAAGGUGGGAACUUCAGCUUAAAGGGGCUGGGAAGACUCCUUACAGUCGCUUUGCAGAUGGCCUUGCUGUGCUCCGCAGUAGCAUCAGGGAGUUCCUUUGCAGUGAAGCUAUGCAUAGUCUAGGAAUUCCAACAAUUCGUGCACUCUGUCUUGUCACAACUGGAAAAUAUGUGACUCGAGACAUGUUUUAUGAUGGAAAUCCAAAGGAAGAGCCUGGGGCAAUUGUCUGCAGAGUUUCCCAAUCUUUUCUGCGCUUUGGAUCUUACCAAAUACAUGCCUCUAGAGGGAAAGAGGACCUUGGCAUUGUUCGUGCUCUGGCAGACUAUGCCAUUAGGAAACAUUUUCCUCAUAUAGAGAACAUGAGUAGAAGUGAGAGUUUAUCUUUCACUACAGGCGAUGAAGAUCAUUCAGUUGUGGAUCUAACUUCAAACAAGUAUGCAGCUUGGGUGGUGGAGGUGGCUGAGCGUACUGCUACCUUGAUUGCUAACUGGCAGGGGGUUGGUUUUACUCAUGGUGUGCUGAAUACUGACAAUAUGAGCAUUUUGGGUCUCACCAUUGAUUAUGGUCCCUUUGGAUUUCUGGACGCUUUUGACCCAAGUUACACACCGAAUACCACGGAUCUUCCUGGUAGAAGAUACUGUUUUGCAAAUCAACCUGAUAUUGGACUCUGGAAUAUUGCACAGUUCGCAUCAACUCUGUCAGCUGCCCAGUUGAUAAAUGAUAAAGAGGCAAACUAUGCCAUGGAAAGAUAUGGAACCAAAUUUAUGGAUGAGUAUCAAGCAAUAAUGACUAAGAAACUUGGCCUCCCAAAGUACAAUAAACAGUUGAUCAGUAAACUUCUAAAUAAUAUGGCAGUUGACAAAGUAGAUUACACAAAUUUUUUUCGGUUGCUUUCAAAUAUUAAAGCCGAUCCCAGCAUUCCUGAAGAGGAGUUGUUGGUGCCACUGAAGGCUGUUUUGUUAGAUAUUGGCAAGGAGCGGAAGGAGGCAUGGAUCAGCUGGGCAAAAUCUUACAUUGAGGAGCUGGCCAGUGGUGGCAUCUCAGAUGAGGAAAGGAAGGUGUUGAUGAAUGCAGUAAACCCGAAAUACGUACUCAGGAACUAUCUAUGCCAAAGCGCCAUUGAUGCUGCUGAACUUGGUGAUUUUGGAGAAGUCAGGAGGCUGCUUAAAAUAAUGGAGCGGCCAUAUGAUGAGCAACCGGGAAUGGAAAAAUAUGCUCGCUUGCCUCCAGCUUGGGCUUAUAGGCCUGGUGUUUGCAUGCUUUCUUGUUCCUCAUGAGUUGCCUGUUUGCUCAUAAUAUUAUACAGCUACCAAAAGGAUGAGUUCAACCGGAUAUUUUUCAUGUUUUCUUUUUUGUUUCAACUUCGUUUUUGCUCCAGACUGAUUCUUGUAUAUAAUAUCAAAAAUCAGUUAUUUGUCUCUGGCCUACGGUAGAUUUAAUGGGACGUUGUAUGCAUGUUUCUUUGCGCAGGUAUAUAACACUUGUCUUAUGGGAGAGAUAUUCUUUAUUGGUUUUCUUUGUAGUAAUAAUUCGAUCAGAAUGUUUCAUUA
Messenger RNA from Juglans regia (Persian walnut), 2259 nucleotides. RefSeq names its product protein adenylyltransferase SelO-like. The record is from RefSeq and is a predicted model, not a curated record. The transcript has 8 exons. Bases 34 to 1986 code for a protein of 650 amino acids. NCBI's taxonomy places the organism in Eukaryota, Viridiplantae, Streptophyta, Magnoliopsida, Fagales, Juglandaceae.